Astyanax mexicanus (Mexican tetra) is the source of this 1640-nucleotide messenger RNA. It is a transcript of the gene blmh, whose product is annotated as bleomycin hydrolase. Gene Ontology annotation, molecular function: cysteine-type aminopeptidase activity. Gene Ontology annotation, cellular component: cytoplasm. Bases 136 to 1506 code for a protein of 456 amino acids. Gene Ontology annotation, biological process: L-homocysteine catabolic process; response to toxic substance; proteolysis. Lineage: Eukaryota; Metazoa; Chordata; Actinopteri; Characiformes; Acestrorhamphidae. The transcript has 12 exons. The record is from RefSeq and is a predicted model, not a curated record.
CAGUGCGAUUUCCGGAAUUCCGAGCGCGCGGCGCUACGCUGACUGGCUGCGAAUGAAAUAAACAGAAGACAAAAGAAGAAGCGAGACUGCGGGACUGAUUCAGAGACUGACACCGCCGAGCUCCAGCGCACAAACAUGGAAACACCCGCCCCAGGUCUGAAUCAGGAGAAGCUGUCUUCUUUUGUGAAGCGGCUGCGGUCCGAGCCUCGGUACAUGCUUGCGCAGAAUGUGUCCACCUGCAUCGACCCCCUAGAAGUGUGCCUCCACAGGCAGACAGUCCAGGACACAGUGCAUAUCUUCCAGCACUCCAUCCCCACGGAGGGUAAACCUGUCACCAACCAGAAGAACUCAGGGAGGUGUUGGAUCUUCUCGUGCCUCAAUGUCAUGCGACUUCCUUUUAUGAAGAAGUUUAACAUUGAAGAGUUUGAGUUCAGUCAGUCCUAUCUCUUUUUCUGGGAUAAGGUGGAACGCUGCUAUUACUUCUUACAUGCCUGUGUGGAGACGGCCCAGAGGAAAGAGCCCGUUGAUGGCCGGUUGGGCCAGUUUCUGCUCUCAAAUCCCACCAAUGAUGGUGGACAGUGGGAUAUGCUGGUUAACCUCAUUGAAAAAUAUGGCGUCAUUCCAAAGAAGUGCUUUCCUGAAUCUCACAGCUCUGAGGCCUCGCGUCGAAUGAACGAUAUCCUCAAUCACAAGCUGAGAGAGUAUUGUUUAAGGCUGAGGAACAUGGUGGCCAGUGACUCUACCAAGACGGAGCUGAAUGAAGCAAUUGACACCAUGAUUGAGGAGGUCUUUCGAGUGGUCAGUGUGUGUCUGGGCAGUCCUCCAGAUACUAUCUGUUGGGAAUACAGGGACAAGGACAAGAACUUCCACCGCAUGGGUCCCUUGACCCCAAAGGAAUUCUACACAAAGCACGUCAAGCCACUCUACAACCUGCAGGACAAGGUGUGCCUUGUGAAUGACCCCCGGCCUCAGAACCCUUUCGGGAAGUUGUACAGUGUGGAGUUUUUGGGUAACAUGGUAAGCGGCCGCAGCACACUCUACAAUAAUCAGCCCAUCGAGCUACUGAAGACGGCCGCUGCAGAGUCCAUCAAGGACGGAGAGGCUGUGUGGUUUGGCUGUGAUGUAGGAAAGCAUUUCCAUGGCAAACUGGGUAUCAAUGACAUGAACGUGUUUAACCAUGAGCUGGUGUUUGGCAUCUCUGUAAAGAACCUAACGAAGGCAGAGCGACUGAUCUAUGGAGACUCCAUGAUGACACAUGCCAUGAUCCUUACUGCUGUUACUGACAAGGAGGGGAAGGAGGGAUGCUAUGAGAAGUGGAGAGUGGAGAACUCGUGGGGUGACGAUCGUGGGAAUAAAGGUUAUCUGAUCAUGACGGACGAGUGGUUCUCUGAAUAUGUGUAUGAGGUUGUGGUGGAUAAAAAGUUCCUCUCCCCUGAAGUGCUGGAGGUUAUGCAGCAGGAGCCUGUCGUUCUCCCAGCCUGGGACCCGAUGGGAGCCCUGGCAUAACCAUGGAAACCAAGAGUGCCCUGCUCAAUCCGGUCUCAGCCUGGUCUUUCUGAAUCCCUUUGAUUUUACCCUUCAUAAACGCCCAAAAAAAGCCUGUUUUAGACAAAAUAAAUUUUUUUCUUUUUUUUACUGGA